Molecule: messenger RNA, 1089 nt
Organism: Jaculus jaculus (lesser Egyptian jerboa)
Lineage: Eukaryota; Metazoa; Chordata; Mammalia; Rodentia; Dipodidae
Gene: Mogat1
Product: monoacylglycerol O-acyltransferase 1
Exons: 6
Coding region: 14-1021 (335 amino acids)
Biological process (GO): diacylglycerol biosynthetic process; triglyceride biosynthetic process
Cellular component (GO): endoplasmic reticulum membrane
Molecular function (GO): diacylglycerol O-acyltransferase activity
Source: RefSeq, a predicted model, not a curated record
CCGGAGGUCCAGCAUGAAGGUCCGCUUCGCUCCGCUCCGCAUCCCGCGGGCGCGGCGGCUGCAGACGGCGGCCGUGCUGCAGUGGGUCCUGACCUUCCUGCUGUCCGUACAAAUAUGUUUCAUGGUCAUGUGGCUGCUCAUCAUAUUCAACUGCUGGUUCCUAUACAUCCCUUACUUGGCCUGGAUGUACCUUGAUUGGCGUACCCCAGAGCAAGGAGGCCGGAAAUCCACCUGGGUCCAAAGCUGGACUGUUUGGAAGCACUUUAACGACUACUUCCCAAUCCGUCUCAUCAAAACGCAGGACUUGGACCCAGGUCACAACUAUAUAUUUGGAUAUCACCCCCACGGAAUACUUGUGGCUGGAGCCUUUGGAAACUUUUGUACAAGUUACUCAGACUUCAAGAAGCUGUUUCCCGGUUUGAGUGUGUAUAGUCACAUUCUGCCGCUAGUGUUCGGGUGUCCUUUCUUCCGGGAAUAUGUGUUAAGUACCGGGCUCGUCUCCGUGUCUAGGAGGAGCGUGUCCUAUGUGCUGAGCAAGCAGGGCGGUGGAAAUGUCUCGAUGAUUAUCCUCGGGGGGGCACAGGAGGCGCUGGUGUCCAACCCGGGAAGGUUCACGGUGUUCAUCAGACAGCGGAAAGGCUUCGUCAGACUUGCCUUGAUCCAUGGCGCCAGUUUGGUCCCACUGUUUUCUUUUGGUGAAAUUGAACUUUUUAAGCAAAUUAACAACACCAAAGGCUCAUGGCUUCGAACCAUACAAGAUAUAGUGCGCAAGUACACGGGGUUGGCUUUGCCAAUAUUUUAUGGCAGAGGAAUUUUCCAGUACAAUUUUGGAAUAAUGCCAUAUCGGAAACCAAUCCACACUGUUGUUGGCCGUCCAAUCCAUGUUCAACAGACUCCACACCCAACCCCGGAGCAGGUUGAUGAGCUGCAUCAGACCUACAUGGAAGAGCUCAAGGCGUUAUUUGAUAAGCACAAGGGGAAGUACGGGAUCCCGGAGCACGAAACUCUCACCUUCACCUGACUUUGCUCUUCCAGGGUAUACAAGAAGGAUAAGAGAAGAUAAGGAGAAUAAAAUUUUAAAUAAGUUUA